Haemorhous mexicanus (house finch) is the source of this 3491-nucleotide messenger RNA. RefSeq names its product FANCD2 and FANCI associated nuclease 1 (gene FAN1). Gene Ontology annotation, molecular function: 5'-3' exonuclease activity; flap-structured DNA binding; 5'-flap endonuclease activity. Gene Ontology annotation, biological process: interstrand cross-link repair. The record is from RefSeq and is a predicted model, not a curated record. The transcript has 14 exons. Bases 256 to 3396 code for a protein of 1046 amino acids. Lineage: Eukaryota; Metazoa; Chordata; Aves; Passeriformes; Fringillidae. Gene Ontology annotation, cellular component: nucleus.
CAGCCCCUCUGUGCGUGAGGGAGCGCGGUGCCGGCCAUCGGCGCUGCAUUGCUCAGGCCUGGCGGCGGGCGGAGCGCGGCCCGGCCCUCGGGGCGCGGCCUGGCCCCAGGAGCGGCGCGGGGCUGCGGUGCCGGCAUGUCAGAGCAUUACAGAUGGAAAAGGAAAAGCCAAGGAAAGUCUUUUAAGUAUUACAGAAUAAAGAAAUGUGGCCUGAAUGGAGUUGUCUGUGCCGUGUAAUCACUGUGAAGUUUUGUAAUGGCAGAAGCUAGGUCUUCGGGAAUCAAAAGAUCCCAAACAAGUUUGUCACUCGGUAAAAAUAAGAAGAAAAAAGAAACAACAAAAAAAGUGGAAGUUACAGGAACACCAUCUACACCUUCAGCAUCAUCCUCUAUUACUUCCUUUUUUAACAAUGUUCCCCCUGCCAAAGUUAGCUGUCCCAUGUGUGGGCAAUUGGUACCAAGAUAUGGAAUAAAUAAGCACAUUGAUGAAACAUGUCAGAGAAACCAUGGUGAGAUUGGUGCCAAUGAUGCUACACUGAAUUCUUUUAGGAAUAAGAGUCCCCCAGCUGCAAAUCUGAGCAGUAAUUCCAGCUCAUAUUUUUCAAAAAACUUCUUAAAUCUAGAAACAAGUCCUUCCAAAAGUAAUUUAUUGAAAGCUGGAGGGAGUGCAGCACAGCAGACUAGCCCUUACUUUAGCAAUGAUAGUUCAGUCUUUAGUGUGAACAGUGAAUCCCAGGCACGAACAGUUAGAACAGUCUCCUUGGGAAGCUUGUCUGCCAAGCUGUCCAGAAGACGCUGCCUGCAGGGAGGAAAACAGGUCCUGUAUGACGAGAUCAACUCUUCACCUCCAGCUGUUCACAAUGCCUGUGGAAGUGCUGCAGCCCCCAGUGAUGAUGAUGGUGAUGAGACUGAUUCUGGGCAGAGUUCUCAGAAAGAAAAUCAGCCUUCUCAGAGAGAGCACCAGGAACAACAUUUUUCAAAGAGGGAACCUGAAUUUCAAAACAAAAUAAACAAAUGUAAUCAAGAAGACCUUGUGGAUGUGAUUCAAGUACAAUUACUGGCUGAUAACAGUAAGGACAAAAGGUUCCCAUCUGGUACAAGGAGCACCAAAGCAGAAAGCAGCUCUGAAGGUGGGAUACUUAGUCCUGAUAGAUGUGAAACAUCUCUAGCCAUCCAUACUUCAGCAGAGCUGACCAGUAAUUUGGACAUUGAGACUCAGCCUCACACUGAGGUUACUCCUUCAAAGACAGAAGUGAGCAGUGGGACAGAAAAUUGCUUUAACAGGGAUGAUGCAGAGGUACUUCCUGUGGAAGUUCUUGAAGACUUAAAGAAUGACAUGAACCAUUCUUUGUUAGAAGCUGUGGAAAAGACAGAAUCUCAGGAUUCCACUGGGGACGUUCUAGACAAAAUAGAUGAGGUCCUCUCUGUGCCCAGCUCUCCUGGUCACCCCUACUACCUCCAGAAUUUUUUAGUGGUGCUGCGAGCAGUAUUGCAGAAUGAAGAUGAUGUCAGACUAUUUAACGAACAAGAUUUGAACAUUGUAAACAAGUUCUACAAAUUAUCAGUUGGUGGGCAGAAGUUGUAUGUGAGACUUUUUCAACGCAAGCUGAACUGGUUAAAGGUGAACAAAAUAGAGUAUGGGGAGAUAAGUGUGGAUUUGUCACCAGUCAUUGAAGAACUGGCUGAAGCCAGAUUCCUACAAACAGAAUCUGAAUUGGAAGACCUGUGUGAAGGGUUGGAUUUGCUUUCAGCCCCUGAGCUAAAAACACUGGCAAAAAUCUUUCACUUGCCAAACCCAAAUGGCCAGAAACAGCAACUCGUGGAUGAUUUUCUGAAGCUGUCAAAGCAGCGUUCCAUCUUCAGCAGGAGUCAGGCUGGUAUUGGGACAGUGAUUUUAAAAAGGGUGAAGGACCUGGCUGGAAAAUGUGUCAGAGUCUGCAGAGAUGCUCGGGCUGUCUUUUCCCGAAUCCUGCUGCUGUUUGCACUGCCUGAGUCGCUGGAGGAGGAAGAAGCUGGCAGUGCUGGUCAAGGCCUGCUCUCCACAGUCCUUAGGGCAAACAUGGGGCAUAUGGUGUUCCCCAGUUACACAGUAAACAGGAAAACACAGGUCUUCCAGGACAGAGAGGAUCUCAUCAGGUAUGCAACUGCUGUUCAUCUGUCAAAUGAUAUAGCCACUGCAAUGGUAAAUGGAAACUGGGAAGAAGCUAAUAAUCUCUAUUUGUCUGCUAAAGAAACCUGGAAUGAACUGAAGAAUCACCCCUCUUUGAGCUAUCACAGAACUUUACCUGAUUACCUGCGACGUUUCACAGUUGGCUGGGUGUACACAAGAAUCCUUUCUCAAGGAGUUGAAAUUCUGCAGAGACUUCACAAGUAUAAGGAAGCAGUGCAGCAGCUGCAGAGCCUCCUGGCCCAGGAUGUGUAUUGUGCUGACAGCAGAGGGAGAUGGUGGGAUCGGCUGGCUCUGAAUUUACAUCAGCACUUGAAAAACACUAAGAAGGCCGUGGGCUGCAUCCGGAGGGGGCUGGCAGACGCGGCCGUGCGCACCGGGCACCGCCUGUCCCUGUGCCAGCGCGCCCUGCGCAUCAGGGACUCGCCCAGCUGCAGGCAGCUCCAGGGCCUGCUGCAGGACCUGCCCCUCCUCACCGUGCACGACGUCGCUCAUGUUACAAUCAGUGGAAAGAUGUGUCCUCAGACGGGAAUGGGAAAAUCUGUGUUCCUCAUGGAGGAUAUUGGUGAAGGAGAAGGAGGCCAGGACUGCAGUGUAUCCACAGUCAUGUGCUCAGUUGAGGAGCUGGCAUUAACUCAUUACAGGAGGAAUGGUUUCGAUCAGGGUAUUCAUGGGGAAGGCUCAACCUUUAUUACUCUUUAUGGGAUUCUAAUGUGGGAUAUCAUUUACAUGGAUGGCAUACCUGAUGUCUUCAGAAAUUCCUAUCAGACAUCCCCCUUGGAUUUAUACACUGACAGCUUCUAUGAGAACAGGAGGGCUGUCAUUGAGGCCAGACUCCAGCAGUUUCACACAGCUUCCUCAGAGAUGCUGGCAGAGCUGGUUGCUGACGUCUGGACCACUCAGGAGGGAAAAGCAGCAGCCCUGGUUAACUGGGGACGUUUUACUUCCCUCCAGCAAGUCCAGAGCCUGGUCUCCUGCCUUGGAGGAAGGUUCCUGAGCGGUGUUUUCCAGCGGCUUUCCAGGGACCUGCGGCACUGCCGGGGGGGCCUGCCCGACCUGCUCGUGUGGCGCUCCCACAGCCCGCACUUCAAGCUGGUGGAGGUGAAGGGCCCCAACGACCGCCUGUCUCCCAAGCAGAUGCUGUGGCUGAGUGAGCUGCACCAGCUGGGGGCUGCAGUGGAGGUUUGUCACGUGCAGGACGUUGGAGGCAAGAGCAAACGCCUCAGCUGACAGAGGUUGGAUCUUGGGGGGAAAUCAGGUGUUCCUAAAGGAAUGGGUAGCACACACCAAUGGCUGCUGCUUAAUAAAAAUAGUUUCUUCUAAAA